Molecule: messenger RNA, 222 nt
Organism: Sphaeroforma arctica JP610
Lineage: Eukaryota; Ichthyosporea; Ichthyophonida
Exons: 2
Source: RefSeq, a predicted model, not a curated record
GCCCUGUACAAUUCGAGAAGGAUGAGGAUGAUGUGUUCGGAUUGGAUAAAUUCUUCACAGAUGCCAAGAAGGGAAAGGCCUUGGACAACAUCGGCAACGGCAGCUCGUUAACGGCUGGUUCAUCAUCAAACACGUCGACACUCAGAGAGGGUGGUAAGCGCAGUAUAAACUUUGAGGGUGGGCGCGAUGACGCCAAACGCAGCCGACGUUAGUAUGAUGGAC